UUAUGAAGGCCAUAUUUCUAAUAUCGGUUAUUUGUCUAAUGGCAUUGUCUUCCCGGGCCACAAUUGUCCCAUGGGCAACCUCUCAACAUCCUUCAUCGUUUUUAUAUCGACCUCAUGGUGGCUUCCAUCCAUCCGGUCCCGUGUGUGGUGUUCUAAAUGGAUAUUAUAAAACCUUUUACAAUUUACAACAAUUUUUGGAUUACAAUAAAAAUGGUUAUGCCUUUACGUUUUACUGUACCGGUCCGUGUCCACCGGCUGUGCAUAAUGCCUGCCCAACGACAUUUGAUCCUGUGUGUGCUACAAAUUUGGUGGAAACUAAAACCUUCAGCAGUCCCUGUGCUGUGCAAGAGGAAACCUAUAGAACGGGCAUAACGUGGAUACAAAUUUCGACUGGUUUCUGUCAUGUGCCUCCGCCAGAGACAAGCUCUACAGCUGCGCCUGUAAUAACUCCUAGCACCCCGGAAGUUACUGAGGCUCCAGCUACAACCCCUGAAGUCACAACCCCUGAGGUAACUACGCCUGAGACCACAACUCCUGAGCCUACAACAGAGGAAACCACAACUCCCGAGGUAACCACUCCUGAGACCACAACUCCUGAGCCUUCCACAGAUGAAACCGCAACUCCCGAGGAUACAACCCCAGAGGUCACAACCCCAGAAGUGACCACCCCUGAAGUCACAACACCUGAACCCACAACUCCAGAGGCCAGCACCGACCCAACAACUGACGAUUCCCUACUUGAAAAUAACACCUCUGAUCCAAGCUUUGCUGUUGGAGCAUUGAAUGAAAUCUUAACCCCACCUGAAUCACAAUUCGAUCCUUCAUCUGCCUUCUAUUUCGCUCAAUUCUUGAGUGCCCUCCAGAGUUCACCCUUCAAAGGUUUGCCAAAUGGUUCGGUUCUUUCGUAUCGUAAUAAUGUUGGCAACGAUUAUGGUAUCUAUGCCGAAGGAAAUGUUUUCAACAAUGCGCCGCUUUAAGAACGUUUUGUAACCGAAAAAUUUAAUUUUCAGAAAAAAAUCCGGAUUAUUUAAUAAUUUUAUUUGAAUCCCCUUUACUACCUUUUCCUCAGAUUUUAAUUAACAAAAAAUUCAAAAUAAAUAAAGAUUCAAUAAUCAA
This is a messenger RNA of Musca domestica (house fly), 1116 nucleotides long. RefSeq names its product mucin-2-like. The transcript has 2 exons. The record is from RefSeq and is a predicted model, not a curated record. The coding region runs from base 3 to 977 and encodes 324 amino acids. Gene Ontology annotation, molecular function: protein binding. NCBI's taxonomy places the organism in Eukaryota, Metazoa, Arthropoda, Insecta, Diptera, Muscidae.